UUUUGUGUUGUGUAUUUCGUAAAAAGGGAAAGGGAUGGCUUCAGUUGCUGAAUCAAAACAAUUAUCAUCCACUGAUAAACUACCAUCUCUUACAAAGAUUUUUGACAGUGCAUUGAAAAAACAUGAACUUAUAAACGAAAGUGAAGAUCCAACAAAUUCCGUUCCUUAUCAGGAACUAGUGUCUGAAGCCAUAUCUCUGUUGGAACAAGCAACUCACAUGGUGAAUGACUUAGCCUUAUUCAGUAGUAAUGAACAAAUAGAUGAAAUUGCUACCACAGAUCUACGGUACCUGCUGUUACCAAGCCUUCUAGGUGAUGUUUCCAUGAAACUGAUGAGUGAUGAUAGGCUAGAAGUACUUGAAACUGGACAAGCCUACUUCAUAGACUAUCUCAAGAGAUGUAAAGAUUACACUAUCACAAACCAGGAAAUUCCCACAACAGAAAGUGCUGAUACAGGGGUAACAUCACCUACAGUGUCUGGACCAGGGAGGCCAGACAUGAAAGCAAUGCAAGCAGACAGAGAAGCAAAAAUUAAGAAAUUCAAAGAAAAGAAGGAAAGGGAACGAAAGAUGAAAGAAAUGGGAACAUGGCUUCAAAUCCGUGACAGAGACGAUGAAGUCCAGAGGGAAUACUACAAACUAAUGUUGGAAAGUUGGGUUGAUAAAGCAAUAGAAGAAUUGAAGAGCAUUGCACAAGAGAAACAAAUCUUACAACAUAUGGCAAAAGUCCAGUCAACUGGACAUAUGGCAGCCGCAGAGCCAGAUAGACCAGCCAAAACAUGCAAGCCAAUGAAACCUUUCAUAAUAACAAGAGAUGCUGUUCAAGCCAAGGUGUUCGGAGCUGGCUAUCCAAGCUUACCAACAGUUUCAUUAGAAGAAUUCUUUGAGAAAGAAAUUAGAGAAGGAAAAAUACCACAAGAAGCUCUGCACCCAUCAUCUGUUGUAGUGGAACAUGGCCAACAAGAUGACAAACCACAAGAAGCUGAAGAUGAUGAAGAUGACCCAGAAGCAAUUAAGAAAGCCAGAGAGCUAGAUGAUUGGAAAGAUGAUCAUAAGCGAGGUUGGGGAAAUAGAUACAACCGAUCAUAGCAGAGUUGUGUGCUUUGUCUCAACCAGUAACAGGAUGGAGAACUUGGAUGCUUAAUUUUAAGACAGAAGGGCGAUUGACCAAAGAAGUCACAAAUUAAGAAAUAGCUUGGAAGAAUUUAAACCCACUAAAAAAAGUAACUGAAUUUGCAAUAGGACCAUAUGUCAAUAUCAAAAUGCCUGAAUUUACCACAAAACCCUAAUUUUCUUUUUGUAUGAUAAUGUGAUCAUGACAUGAUAAAAUGUAGGACAAUUCAUUAAAUCUGUCACAGCAGGUUACUUGAAUAAUAUCUUGUAAAAUUGUCAGUUAAUUGACAUAUUUCUUAUAGCAGCCAAUCACAGAGUAUUUAUAUUUUAGCAGGCAUUGAGGGAUUUAUUUGAUCUACUAUAUUUCUGAUCUCAUUCAGUUUAAUUUGCAUAUGAAAUUAUCUACUGUAAUUGUGAAAAUUAGUGGUUUAAGCCAUUGGUGCAGUUUCCAUAGUCCAUUUUGGAAACCAUGAUAAAAUAAAGGCAACGAGAUUAAUGUUCAAUAGUGGAUUGAAAUAUAAUCUUUGAAAUUCAUAUUUUGUUAUUUUCUUUUGUAAAUCAUGUCCUAGCAAAUAUGAAAUACAGUACAGCAAGGAGUAGCCCCUAUUUUUUGGAGACAGAUAAAAUCUGAAAAAUAGAUGCUAAUUAAGAAUUCACCGAGUAACCCAAUUUAAGGCCUGAAAAAGUGCUUACAUGGUUUUAUAACCAUUUUUGAUAAGAACCUGUGCAAUGACCUAUUCCUGACGACACAAUCAGGGUUUAGAUGGGAUAAAUUACAUAUUGCAAACCUCAUCAAUGCUAUAAUACUGUAUAUAUUAUUUUCCAAAUGAAGUUACCAGAGAACAGGGAUUAUUGCCAUGAAUGUAAGGGUUAUGGAAACUGAUUUCAGUGUUUUCCAGGUCCUUGAAAGAAUUUCCAAACGAGUCCAGCGGUCUAAUGGUGGUGUAGCUCAGGGGUCUAAUCUUCUUAACGCCUAGAACAAUUUGGCAAUUUUGGCCCCUUUUAAGAUUUUUUGAGACAUUUUAGCAUGUAAUUGUUAAAAUAAAGAUUGAUGGAGAAUAAAAUAAAAAUAAUGGGUAAAAUUAUUUUUUUUUUUUUUUAUCAUAACUGCACUUUCCCAGUUAAGCAUUGUGUGAUUUAGUUCAUAAAGCAUUCCAUCAUAAAUUUUCCACCCAGUAAAUGUAAAAUCUAAUAUUUAAUGAGAAUGAAACAAAAAUUGCAAUGAACUACAGCUAAAUAUGGAGCACACAAAAAAAAGACACAAAGUUGUUUCCUGUUUUAAAAUAUGUUAUAUCAUACUUUACUCUCAACAUUAUUCCACACAAUUAGUGCCCCUGCUGAAAUUGAAUUAAAAAGAGAAAAAAAAACAGAAGCAGACACACAUUCAUUCACCGAGAGAUCAAUACACUGGCAGUUGCAUUAAAAAACGACCACUUAAAAACGGGAAAGCAAUUCAGAACAUUGUUAGUGCUGGAUGAACUUACAAAAAACUUGAUGAUUUACAAAAUUGCUCUUGUGUAAAUACAGUAAUAGCUUUCUUGGAAGUAUUUGAGACCAAAAUGAUCAUUAAAGAAAAAAAGAAACUAAUUUAACUUUACCCACAUUGUAACCCAUACAUAAAACAAGUACUGGCAUUAACCCUAGGAACGUAGGAAGCAUAAAAUAAUUUAAAAAACACCAUAUAACAAUCUACUUAAAAAGAUUAAAGAUUGCAUAUGUAUGUUAAAAAUGCAUAACUUAUUCCAUUGAUCACAUACUGACCUACUGUAAAAGCAUUGUUUCAAAGAGGCAAAAAUUGAAAAGGGGAAAAAAUAAUAUCUAAUUUAAUUUAAAACAUUUUCUAAUUUUAUAUAGAAUAUCAAAUGUUUAAAUUCCAGUGCAGUUUUUUAUGUUAGUGUUGAAAUGUUAAAACAUUUUUAUUAUCCUUCACAUUAUCAUGCACUUUGAAAAGUGCGAUUUCAAAUCUAAUAAUUAAAAAGGCUGAACUGGAAGUUAAAUAUAAUAUAUUUCAGGUGAAACAGUUGGAAAACAUUUUAUAUAUAAAUUUUAUUCACUUGAUAAAAUUUUAAUUUAAUGAACAGUCGAAUUAAAACUACAGCACAGCUUUUGUGUUAUCUGUACUUGGGUCAUUUUGACAAAUUCUGGUGUUUAUAUUUUGUAGGUGUGAAUAAAGUAUUAUUCUUAUUUAUUUACUAUCAAUUAUUUUAAAAAUUAUCUUUUGUUUAUAAUUCAAUAAUAGAUAUUUAAUAAGUUAGAUUACCAAUUCUUGUAAUUAUUGAUUUAAUUUGCUUAAUAACAGAUACAAAAAUAAGCCACAUUAAGCAAACCUAUUAAUGCCGAAAUAUGUUCUCAAAUCUAUGAUAUACUUUACAUUUUAUCCCACUAAUAAACACUUCUAUGUCAGUUCUCUUAACUACAAGUACAUACUUUAUUUUAUUAUAUGAAUCUAUUGAUGAAAAAUGCAUCUACACUUGUCAAUACUUAAUACCAAUGUUAUUUACAACAAUACUGAGCAACAUAUAAAACACUAUGUACAAUUACACAGAGAGAGUGCUUAACUACGGCAUGAAAAUAUCUGCCAGUCCACAGUUACAGUAUUACAUACUGAAAACCAACAGCAAAUUCUUUGGCUGUGUUACAAUGUCAUUUACAAGUCCACCUCCAAAUUAAUGGCGAAUAAAUGAAAAAAAAAA
This is a messenger RNA of Anneissia japonica, 3804 nucleotides long. Its product is annotated as immunoglobulin-binding protein 1-like. Gene Ontology annotation, cellular component: cytosol. Gene Ontology annotation, molecular function: protein phosphatase 2A binding. The transcript has 8 exons. Gene Ontology annotation, biological process: regulation of signal transduction; regulation of dephosphorylation. Lineage: Eukaryota; Metazoa; Echinodermata; Crinoidea; Comatulida; Comatulidae. Bases 35 to 1087 code for a protein of 350 amino acids. The record is from RefSeq and is a predicted model, not a curated record.